AUGGAUGAUGACAUCACUGUCCCUAGAGGCAGACGCUGUGCAGACGCCCCCCAGGGGUGUGCCCUGAGCCCGCUGCUCUACGUCAUCCACACACACGACUGCACAGCCUCCAGCAGUUCAACCUCCAUCAAGUUCGCAGACGACGCCGUGGUACUAGGUCCAAACUCGGAGAACAAUGAGCAGGGCUACCUGAACCAAGUGGAAGACCUGGCACUGUGGUGUCAGACCAACAACCUGGCCAUAAAUGCCAGCCAGACGAAAGAAAUGGUGUUGGACUUCAACAGGAAGCAGGGCACUGUUGAGAACAUUUUCACAGGAUGCAUCUCUGCCUGGUACGGGAAUUGUACCGUUCGAGACCAGGAUGCCCUGCAGAGGGUGGUGCGCACAGCCGAGCGAACCAUCAGAGCCUCCCUUCCCACUCUGAAAGACACCUACAGCAAGAGGUACAACUUUGUGGGAAGGAUCCUGGGUCCUCGUGGCUUGACCGCCAAGCAGCUGGAAGCGGAGACCGGCUGCAAGAUCAUGGUGCGGGGCAAGAGCUCCAUGCGGGACAAGAAGAAGGAGGAGCAGAACAGAGGCAAGCCUAACUGGGAGCACCUGAAUGAGGAUCUGCAUGUGCUCAUCACAGUGGAGGACACACAGACUCGCGCCGAGAUCAAGAUGAGGAGAGCCGUCGAGGAGGUUAAGAAGCUCCUGGUGCCCGCGGCGGAAGGGGAGGACAACCUGAAGAAGAUGCAGCUGAUGGAGCUGGCUAUUCUUAACGGAACAUACAGAGACACCAACAUCAAAACACCUCCCCUUGCAUUCUCUCUUGCAGCGGCGGCAGCGGCGGCCCAGGGCCCUCGCCUCAUCGCGGCGCCCCCAGGCCAAGUGCUGCCCCCAUCAGCCCUGCGUCCUCCGCCCUCACCAGCCGGCGCCCCCCCAAUCAUGAACCUCAUCCGGCCCACGCAGAUGACUGCAGCCAUGCUGCCUAACGGCACCCCGACCCUGGUGCCCCCUGGCCCUGAUGCGGGCAUCAUCUACACCACCUCCCCCUACGACUACCCGUACACGCUGGCACCCACCUCACUGCUGGAGUACCCCAUGGAGCCUGGCGGCAUGCUAGGUAAGCGGCCGUGGGGGCUGGGCUUUGGCUUUGGUGCGCCAGGGGCCUACCCUGCUCAUCAGCAGGACGGCGGUCUCCUGUACACGGGCGGGGCGGGCCUGCUGGACGUUGCGGGGGUCAGUGCCCAGCAGGAGGCACUCAAAGGUGCAAUGGCAACUAAAGUGAGACGGCAUGAUACGCGAGUCCAUCCUUACCAAAGGAUUGUGACCGCUGACAGAGCUCAUGUCACACUUGAAAUCUUGGGACACCCCACACUCUCAGCUGAAGUGGUUACAGGACAACUGCAGAGCUGUUACCUUUUGUCAGCCAAGACUCUGCAAGCUGCUCUAUACAUCUCUGGGUGAGGAUGUAUAGGAUGUAAGUUUACCAAGUGCAGUACAAAUACUUGUACCUCCAAAAUGUCCCUCUGUUUGAAUGCUGCUGAAACUGCUUUAGGCACUGAGGCCAAACAACAAACUCACUGAUGAUGGAUCAUCUUCCUGACGAUUUCAUUUGAUAAAACCACAAACCAACUAAAUGAAUCAUGCUAUUUAAAUGAUUCUUAUAUGUGAUUAAAUAUGAUCUAACAUUUUA
Molecule: messenger RNA, 1678 nt
Organism: Alosa sapidissima (American shad)
Lineage: Eukaryota; Metazoa; Chordata; Actinopteri; Clupeiformes; Clupeidae
Gene: qkia
Product: QKI, KH domain containing, RNA binding a
Exons: 10
Coding region: 1-1449 (482 amino acids)
Biological process (GO): regulation of mRNA splicing, via spliceosome
Cellular component (GO): nucleus
Molecular function (GO): mRNA binding
Source: RefSeq, a predicted model, not a curated record